This is a messenger RNA of Chelmon rostratus (copperband butterflyfish), 1710 nucleotides long. It is a transcript of the gene cbx6b, whose product is annotated as chromobox homolog 6b. NCBI's taxonomy places the organism in Eukaryota, Metazoa, Chordata, Actinopteri, Chaetodontiformes, Chaetodontidae. Bases 1 to 1710 code for a protein of 569 amino acids. The record is from RefSeq and is a predicted model, not a curated record. The transcript has 7 exons.
AUGCGCGCUGAACAGGGAGAGGAGGUGGGGAAAUUCAUUGUUAUCAUCUUGGCCGCCGGGAUGGUGGCCUUCAUCGGAGCGGUUAUCUGCAUCAUCGCAGCGGUCCACACCGGAUCCUCCAGGGCUGCCGCGGCACAACAGCAACCAGCAAACGACAACCACUCGCUGUACCCGGACGCGGCGGCGCAGACCCCCGCUGCAGGCGGCUCCGUGGCCCGGCCCGGAUCCUUGGGCGCUCUCCAUGGUUCUGAAACGCCCGAUUCAGAGGCGCCAACCUUCAACAUCGGGAUCGGCGGGCUGGACGGGGUCACCGGACUCACCGGGCACGACCCGACCGUCAGUCGACUCAUCUGCACGCCGAUCCCCGCCGGGGAUUGCAACCCGAAAAACUUUCAGCAACAAGCAGAAGACCCGUCGCUGUACGCGGGCGAAGAUUGGGGUUACCUCCGCACCACCGCGGAUGAGCUCCGGCAGACGGUCCUGCAGCAAAAGGACCAGAUUUUGACAGACCAGCGGACCAUCAGAGAGCUGACGGGGAAACUAUCCGAGUGCGAGAAGGGGCUGGACGGCAGGAGCAGCAGCGCGGACAGGCGCGGCAGCGCCGCGGGGCUGCUGGGGGGCAAAGGCACGGCAGAGGAGACGCACCUGGAGCGGAUCAUGGUGCGGGACAGCCCGGCUUCGACGCCCGACGGCGGCCACCUGCUCACCGUCAGGGCUGUGGACGAACUGGAGCAGGCUAUCACCCAGCUGAAAGACCGCAUAGAGAAACUGGAGUCAGACAUUGGCCCAUUUCCUCACAACCAGACGGACAGCAACACCUCGGGAGUGCCAGAGGAAGGCAGGAUGUCUGGCGGCCCAGAAAGGGUGGCUGAUUCCGGGCCCCGAGCUGGUGCCGACAGGCCCUGGAGGGUGGAAGACUUGGAGGGGGAGCUGGAGAGGAAGGUGGAGCUGCUGGACAAAGAGAGAAAAGCCCUGAGGCUGGAAACAGAGAAACACAGACAGGAAAUCGACAGAGGCAUCAAUAAACUACACCACCGACUCACCGGACUGGAGGAAGGUAUCUCAGGGCAUUCUUUCCCAGAGGGCUACAGACUGUCCUUCCCGACUCGGACAAACUACAUGUACGCUGUAGUGAAGCACUCGGUCCCAGCGCUGCGGGCCUUCACCGUCUGCAUGUGGCUGCGGCCUGCAGAGGGAGGAAUCGGGACGCCUCUGUCUUACGCUGUCCCUGCGCAACCCAACGAGCUGGUGCUGCUGCAAGGCCUGCAUACCCCCGCUGAGCUGCUCGUCAAUGACAAGGUGGCACAGUUGCCUCUAAACCUCUCCAGAGGCAGCUGGCAGCACAUCUGUGUGAGCUGGAGCCAGAAGGGAGGGGCCUGGCACGCCUACCAGGGGGGGAAGCUGAGGGGCGAGGGUCACGCGCUGGCAGCCGGACAUCACAUCAGACCUGGAGGGGUGCUCAUACUGGGGCAGGAGCAGGAUUCCCUGGGCGGAGGUUUUGACUCAUCCCAGGCCCUGGUCGGAGAGUUGUCCCAGGUGGGUCUCUGGGACCGGGUCCUAUCUUCCGGCCAGGUGGCCAGUUUGGCUCGCUGCGGCAGAGUAACCCAAGGCAGCGUGGCCCCUUGGACGGAGAACGGAGUUGAGGUUUACGGCGGAGCGACCAAGGACCCAGGGGAGCCUUGUAGCAAACACAACAGGAGCUCUCAAUGA